GAGAAAGCAAACCCCUUUUUCUCCCUUACCCUUCUUCAUAUCCGCACCCUAUUCUCACAGCAUUUGUUCUUGCAUCUCUGGGCGGUCGAGGAGAGAGAAAAAAGUAGAGAGAUCGAGAAUAAUGUUCCACCCGAAGAAGCCAUCAAGUAUGACUUCCCACGAGCGUCCCAUGUGCGUCCAAGGCGACUCCGGCCUCGUCCUCACCACCGAUCCCAAGCCCCGCCUUCGCUGGACCGUCGAGCUUCACGAGCGCUUUGUCGACGCUGUCACCCAGCUCGGCGGCCCUGACAAGGCGACGCCGAAGACUAUUAUGAGAGUUAUGGGGGUGAAGGGUCUCACUCUUUACCAUCUCAAGAGUCAUCUUCAGAAAUUUAGGCUGGGAAAGCAGCCUCACAAGGAUUUCAAUGAUCACUCCAUGAAAGAUGGUAUGAGAGCCUCAUCUCUCGAUCUCCAACGAAACAAUGCAUCGUCGUCUGGAAUGAUGGGGCGAAGCAUGAACGAUGGCAAUAAUGCUCACAUCACUGAUGCAAUUAGGAUGCAAAUGGAAGUCAACCGAAGACUCCACGAGCAAUUAGAGGUCCAAAGACACCUUCAACUCCGAAUUGAAGCUCACGGCAAAUACAUGCAAACAAUUCUCGAAAAAGCUUGCCAAACCGUCCUCGCCGGCGACGGCUCCGGCAGCUACAACAAGUCCACCGCAACGGCCCCCGACUUCGCCCAAACCCUCAGCUUCCCCUCCCUCCAAGACCUCAACAUCUACGGCAGCAGCGAGCAUCUCGAAAGUCUCCACCACCAAAGCAUGGAGAGGGAAUCCUUCAUUCCCGUUUCCGACAACUUUCUCGGGAAAAAAAGAUCCGUCCAAUACACCACCCCCAGCUCAGGCAAAAGCCCCUUGAUCUGGGCGGACGAUCUCCGUCUCCAGGAGCUCGGGCCCGCGGACGAUCAGAUAGACUCGGUCUCGGACAUCUACGAGACCAAGCCGAUGCUGUCGGGGGAUCAUGAGAAGAAGUAUGAGGCGAAGAUGGAUCGGCCGUCGCCGCCGCGGAGGGCGGCGGCGAUCAGCGCCGGCGGGAUGCAGCAGGGGCGGAGCUCGCCUUUCGGGUGAAGUGAAGUUUUAACCCCAAAUACACAUACACAUAUUUUAAUGGAAUUAAUGCUUUUUUACUUUUUUUGGUGAUGGUAAUUUUAGUGUAUUAACUCAAUUAGGGGGCUUGGAGUUUUAAUUUAACCAUUUAGAAAAAAUGAUGGGAUGUUUGUGACAUCUUUGUUGAAUAAUUUGUAGGAUCGACCGGUGAUGUUUGAGCUUCA
This is a messenger RNA of Salvia hispanica, 1308 nucleotides long. RefSeq names its product myb family transcription factor IPN2-like. Lineage: Eukaryota; Viridiplantae; Streptophyta; Magnoliopsida; Lamiales; Lamiaceae. The record is from RefSeq and is a predicted model, not a curated record. Gene Ontology annotation, molecular function: DNA binding; DNA-binding transcription factor activity.